Molecule: messenger RNA, 2037 nt
Organism: Lactuca saligna
Lineage: Eukaryota; Viridiplantae; Streptophyta; Magnoliopsida; Asterales; Asteraceae
Source: the annotation of a GenBank genome assembly
GUUAAAACCGUUAACCCCCGAUUCGAUAUUUUUCAUCACUUGUUAAUUUCUGUUGCAAUUGGUUCCUUCUAAAGCACAGGGUUCAACAAAACCCCCCCGUCGUCCCUGUAGGUAAGCAAAAAAAAAUUGUCAAUUAUGUUAUCUUCUUCACCUCUACUUUCGUCGAGAACUCCAACCCUAAUCCUGAAGCUACACAAUCACUUCAGUUCUGAAGUGAACCCAUCAAUUCGUCUUCUCUGGUCUACAGGUCUACACAGAAAAAACAUCAAGAACAAAGAUUCAUACGUUGCCUUAUCAGUAAACGGCAAUCUAUCAACAACACAUACAACCAAUUCGAGAAAAAAACAUAAAAAACCACUGCCGCUUUUAAGCGAGGGAAGAGACGAUGACGAUAGUUUAGGGCUUGUUUGUCCUGGUUGUGGAGUUUUUAUGCAAGAUAACGACCCAACUUUACCUGGGUAUUAUCAGAAAAAGAAGGCCGAGGUUACAGAUGUGUUCGAUGACAUUGAAGGUGAAUUACACGACGAUGAAGGUGAUGAAGGGGAAGGGGAAGGGGAAUUAGAGAGUGAAAAUGAUGACGACUUGGAUGAUGAAUUGGAUAUUGAAGAUGAACUCGAUUGGGAUUCGGAUUGGGAACCUGAUUUCGAGGAUGAUGAGGACGAUUUGAGUAAAGAGCUCAAUGGGUUUACAGCUCCGGGAGUGGGAUACGGGAACAUCACAGAGGAAGUACUCGAAAAGGGGAAGAAGAAACGGGUGUCAAAAUCGGAAAGAAAAAAGAUAGCUCGUGAAGCUCAGGUGGAAAAAGAAGAGGUAACCGUUUGUGCAAGAUGCCAUUCCUUAAGGAACUACGGACAGGUCAAGAAUCAAAAUGUGGAGAAUCUGAUUCCGGAUUUCGAUUUUGACAAACUGAUUUCCACCCGAUUGAUGAAACCCACCGGAAACGCCGAUUCCACAGUUGUCAUCAUGGUAGUCGACUGUGUAGAUUUCGAUGGCUCGUUCCCAAAACGAGCUGCUAAAUCUUUGUUCGACUCAUUACAAGGCCAAGAAGGUUUCAAGAGUAGUAAAAAGUUACCUAAACUGGUGCUUGUAGCAACAAAGGUCGAUCUUUUACCAUCUCAAAUUUCUCCAACUAGAUUAGACCGAUGGGUUCGACACCGUGCCAAGGCUCAAGGUGCACCGAGGUUAAACGGGGUCUAUUUGGUUAGUUCAAGAAAAGAUUUAGGUGUUAGAAAUUUGUUAACUUUUGUUAAGGAUUUGGCUGGACCUCGUGGACAUGUAUGGGUGAUUGGAGCUCAAAAUGCGGGUAAAUCGACUUUGAUCAAUGCACUUGCUAAAAAAGGAGGCGUAAAAGUUUCAAAACUUACCGAAGCCGCGGUUCCCGGGACCACACUUGGGAUUUUAAGGAUCGGAGGGAUAUUAUCGGCAAAAGCGAAAAUGUAUGACACACCGGGUCUCUUGCAUCCGUAUUUAAUGUCCAUGAGAUUGAAUCGAGAGGAGCAAAAAAUGGUUGAAAUACGCAAGGAAUUACGUCCGCGAACGUAUAGAAUUAAGCAAGGUCAGGCAAUACAUGUUGGUGGUUUGAUGAGACUAGACCUAAAUCAUGCAUCGGUGCAGACGAUUUAUGUGACGGUUUGGGCGUCGCCAAAUGUUUCGCUACACCUUGGUAAGAUUGAAAAUGCUGAGGAGACUUGGAACAAGCAUGCUGGUGUUAGAUUGCAGCCGCCUAUAGGUGCAGAUCGCGUGUGUGAAUUAGGGAAGUGGGAAGCGAGGGAAGUGAAGGUGUCGGGGACAAGUUGGGAUGUGAACAGUGUUGAUUUAGCGGCUGCAGGGCUUGGUUGGUUGUCAUUGGGGUUGAAAGGGGAAGCAAGUUUGAGUUUGUGGACUUUUGAUGGGAUAGAGAUAACGACUCGUGAGCCUUUGGUACUUGAUCGUGCACGGUUUCUUGAAAGGCCUGGUUUUUUGCUGCCAAAGGCUAUCUCGGAGGCUGUUGCCAAUCAAAAUAAAGUCGAGCCUCGAAAUGAAGAUGUCCUACUUUGA